AUGGUUGCGGCAGAGCGAAACGAACUUGAAAGAGAAAAUCAAGACGAUAAGACAAUUCGACGAACAAAAAUCGACAUAAUCAACGCAUCGAAAGAGGAAAACGUCGAUGAACUUGUAACGCAAGGAAUUGAAGAAUCAGACAACGCGAUAGCGGAACUGGAAAGAGUAUUACUCGAGCUCGAUGAUGAAUUUUGUAAAACGCAGUAUGCCGCGGAUGCAAGCCUUAAUCAAAGUCAUUUGACAACCUCCAGCGAUAUGUCAGUCGGUAAAAUCGUUCGAGCUAAGCUCGAAACUUGAACUCAGAAAGUUUAGCGGGAAGAUUUGCGAAUGGCAGGAGUUUUGGGACGGCUUUUCAAGUUCAAUCGAUAACAAUGAGCAAUUGUAUGAUGUCGAUAAAUUUGCGUAUUUACGCGGUCUAUUGGAAGAGCCAGCAAAGUCAACAAUCGCUGGGUUUUCUCUGACAGAAGCAAAUUAUAAGUCAGCAGUAGAACUCUUAAAGAAACGGUUUGAUAAAAAGAGCGCAGUCCAGCGAGCACACGUGAACCGUGCGUGA
Molecule: messenger RNA, 553 nt
Organism: Paramuricea clavata
Lineage: Eukaryota; Metazoa; Cnidaria; Anthozoa; Malacalcyonacea; Plexauridae
Source: the annotation of a GenBank genome assembly